UCUGCUCUAAACUUUCGCGCUCGAAAAAGCCCUAAUCCCCAAUUCGUCUUCAUGAAGAAUCGACGCCAAAGAAAUCUGAAUUUUUCAAUUCGCUAGUUCGGAAUCGAAAUCAGAGCGUAGAAACCCUGAUUUUUUGAUUGGGAAAUUUGUGAAUUGUGCGAUGGAACUUGAAUUUUGAUCCCAAAAUCCUAUCUAAUUACCCCCGAAAACCCCUGGUUCUCCGAAAUUUUUACAAUGGACGCGAAGGACAUUCUCGGCUUGCCCAAAACUCCACUUACUGCACCACAAGAGAAGAAAUCAAGACCUCAGAAGGAUUCUCAGAGAAAACCGGAUGGCAUUUCGCGAGAGGUUUAUGCGCUUACAGGGGGUUUGGCGCCCCUAAUGCCUGCAGUAGACGUCUCUCAGCUGAAACGGCGGCCUCAAUCGGACGAAAAGGUUACUUGGCAGUGGCUUCCUUUUACAAGUUCUGCUCGGACUGAUAAUUUGCAGCUUUAUCACUGGGUCAGAGUUGUAAAUGGUGUUCCGCCAACUGGUGACUACUCUUUUGCUAAGUAUAACAAGUCUGUCAAUGUUGUCAAAUACACAGAUGAGGAGUAUGAAAAGUAUUUGACUGAUCCUACGUGGACCAGGGAAGAGACAGAUCAGUUAUUUGAGUUGUGCGAACGAUUUGAUCUCCGCUUCAUUGUAAUAGCUGACAGGUUUCCAUCAUCUCGAACUGUGGAGGAUUUGAAGAAUCGCUAUUAUAGUGUAUCCCGAGCUAUUUUGGUUGCUAGAGCUCCAUCUUCAGGCGAUGUUUCUGGGCACCCCCUUGUAAAGGAACCAUAUAAUGUUUCACAAGAGGUUGAACGCAAGCGUGCAUUAUCCAUGAUCCUUUCCCAGACAAAGCAGCAAGAGCGAAAAGAUGCUGAGGUUCUUGCUGAAGCCAAAAGAAUUACUGAAGCACGCAUUGCUGCAAGGGGUGCUGAAGAGUCUGAUAUGCCUGUCGCAUCAAAUGUCAGCCCUGAAAGUAAUGAAAAGAAUAUUAUUCCUGUUGAGACUGUGUCACCUUCUUCCAAUGUUCAGAUUCCCCCUACAACUGUUGCACCUCCAACAUCUACAGCUGAUGAUAUAUCCACUCUAAAUUCACUUCGUGGGAUGCGGGUAUACUUGAGAACGUAUGCACUUGAGCAAAUGGUGCAAGCUGCAAGCUCAUCUGCUGGACUUAGGACUAUCAAGCGGGUUGAGCAAACUCUACAAGAUCUUGGGGUUAAUUUAAAACCGAAGGUACCAACAAAAUCUGUUUGUGCAGAGCAUCUGGAAUUGAGAAAAGAAAUUUUGACUCUACUAAACCUUCAGAAACAGUUGCAAUACAAGGAAGCAGAAGGUUCUUCGCAUCGUGAUGGUUCAUAUGCUGAAACACCAGGCACACCUAAGCGAUCCCACCGCACUGGGGAACAGGAUCGGACAUUUAUUCCUGACUCCAUAAGUUUUGGAGGUGAAAGAGUUGGCAAAAGGGACCAGAAACGCAAGGCACCUGCUCCACCAUCACCGGCUCAGUCUAAAAGACCCAGAAAAUUAAAGGCUUCAGAUUGAUAAAUUGAGGUCAAGGGGUACCUUUAUGUCCAGCCAACACCUGUAUGUUGGGCUUGACUUGAAAGCAAGUUUUGAGCUCUGGGAAUCAGAAUUGAAAGCCAGAUCCAUGAAUUUCCAUAUCAGCUGUAAUCUGAUCUAUGGGUGCAGGGGGGCAUGAAGUCAAAAAUAGGAAAAGAAAAAUGUCAAAUCUUGCCUUCAGUGUGAUAAACUAAUUUGUUGUACAGAGUCCCUACAAAUAUGAUGACAGUACUGUAUCCUCUUAAGAUGCCCCAGGCAGGGGAGUUGGAUUCUAGGCUUGGAGGAGUUGAAGUAGUUUUUUGUUUGCUAGGUUGGAUUUGCAGGCUAAUAUGAACCAAACUUAUGGCAUCUCUAAUGUAAAUACAGUCUGUAUGAGAAUUGAAGCCACUAUUUCCCAGAAAAUUUCAAGUUACAAA
Molecule: messenger RNA, 2006 nt
Organism: Vitis riparia (riverbank grape)
Lineage: Eukaryota; Viridiplantae; Streptophyta; Magnoliopsida; Vitales; Vitaceae
Product: SWR1-complex protein 4
Exons: 17
Coding region: 235-1572 (445 amino acids)
Biological process (GO): negative regulation of transcription by RNA polymerase II; chromatin remodeling; DNA repair
Cellular component (GO): NuA4 histone acetyltransferase complex; nucleus; Swr1 complex
Molecular function (GO): transcription corepressor activity
Source: RefSeq, a predicted model, not a curated record